Molecule: messenger RNA, 1787 nt
Organism: Capsella rubella
Lineage: Eukaryota; Viridiplantae; Streptophyta; Magnoliopsida; Brassicales; Brassicaceae
Product: pentatricopeptide repeat-containing protein At4g21705, mitochondrial
Exons: 2
Coding region: 54-1532 (492 amino acids)
Cellular component (GO): mitochondrion
Molecular function (GO): protein binding
Source: RefSeq, a predicted model, not a curated record
CAUUUUCAAAAUAUUGAGCAGAGUGAGUUUCAUCUUCUUCCUCGCCGGAAUCAAUGAAUAUACUGAGGCGAUUCUCGGCGAAUUUGAUUGCGAGCAGAUAUUACUACACUAACAGAGUUAAAAAGACGACACUUUACUCCAAAAUCAGUCCUUUAGGAGACCCUAAAUCAAGUGUCUACCCAGAACUCCAAAACUGGGUUCAAGGUGGUAAAAAGGUCUCUGUUGCUGAGCUUAUCCGCAUCGUUCAUGAUCUUCGUAGACGCAAACGCUUCCUCCACGCUCUCGAGGUCUCGAAAUGGAUGAACGAGACUGGUGUAUGUGUGUUCUCUCCAACAGAGCACGCUGUUCAUCUUGAUCUCGUUGGUAGAGUUCAUGGAUUCGUUUCCGCAGAAGAGUAUUUCGAGAACCUCAAGGAACAGUACAAGAAUGAUAAGACUUAUGGAGCGCUUUUGAAUUGUUAUGUCAGGCAGCAGAACGUUGAGAAGGCUCUGUUGCAUUUUCAGAAGAUGAAGGAGAUGGGUUUCGCAUAUUCGUCUCUUACUUACAACAACAUUAUGUGUCUUUACACGAAUAUGGGUCAGCACGAGAAAGUUCCCGGGGUUUUGGAUGAGAUGAAGGAAGACAAUGUUGCUCCGGAUAAUUAUAGUUUCAGGAUCUGUAUUAAUGCUUUUGGUGCUAUGUCUGAUCUUGAGAGGAUUGGUAUGAUCUUGCGAGAUAUGGAGAGACAGCCGGAUAUUACCAUGGACUGGAACACUUAUGCUGUUGCUGCAAAGUUCUACAUAGAUGGUGGUGAUCGUGAUAAAGCGGUUGAGCUUCUGAAAAUGUCUGAACAUAGAUUGGAGAAGAAAGAUGGGGAAGGUUAUAAUCAUCUCAUUACGCUCUAUGCUAGGUUAGGGAACAAGACAGAGUUAUUAAGGUUAUGGAGUUUGGAGAAAGAAGCUUGUAAAAGAAGAAUAAAUCAGGACUAUCUAACUGUGUUGCAGUCGCUAGUGAAGAUUGAUGCUCUCAAAGAAGCUGAGGAAGUACUAACGGAAUGGGAAUCAUCCGGAAACUGUUACGAUUUCCGAGUCCCUAACACUGUGAUUCGUGGGUAUACUGGGAAAAGUAUGGAGGAAAAGGCAGAAGCAAUGCUUGAGGAUCUAGCAAGGAGAGGGAAAUCUACUACACCUGAUUCUUGGGGCCUUGUGGCUACUGCUUAUGCGGAAAAGGGUGUUUUAGAUAAUGCUUUCAAGUGUCUGAAAACUGCCUUGGGUAUAGAAGUGGGCAACAGGAAAUGGAGACCAGGGUUGAAGCUGGUCUCUAGUGUUUUGAGAUGGCUGGGGGAUGAAGGAAGCUCAAAAGAAGUAGAAAGCUUUGUUCCAUCUCUUAAGAGUUGUAUCGGUGUGAACAGACAAAUGUAUCAUGCUCAUAUCAAGGCUGAUAUAAGAGAAGGUGGAAGUAACAUUGAUACUCUGUUGCAGCGCAUGGGAGACGACAAAGUUGAAAGGGAUGAAGAAACCACAGUGAUUCUCAGCAGUAGAAGUCCAUGCUGAAAGUUGAGUCUAGCUACAACAAUAAUAUUUGAUACCACAAGCACCUGAUUCAUAUCUCUAGACUCUGAUUUCAGAACAUCUGUAGAAUCAUAUGUACAAGAUAGUCCUCUGUUCUUUUUCAGAUGCAGUGUACUUUCAUAUUGAAUUAGUAGGACACAAAGUUGGAGCUUUGGCAAUUUGGUUCCAUUUUUAUUGAAGUUUCUAUUCACUCUGUAACAAUUAGUCGAUUUUUAUUUUAUUUCUGUCGACUAACUA